Messenger RNA from Epinephelus fuscoguttatus (brown-marbled grouper), 3639 nucleotides. It is a transcript of the gene ahcyl1, whose product is annotated as adenosylhomocysteinase-like 1. The record is from RefSeq and is a predicted model, not a curated record. The coding region runs from base 675 to 2342 and encodes 555 amino acids. Gene Ontology annotation, cellular component: cytosol. The transcript is spliced from 17 exons. Lineage: Eukaryota; Metazoa; Chordata; Actinopteri; Perciformes; Serranidae. Gene Ontology annotation, biological process: L-methionine cycle.
GGGAUCAACAGAGAAACCUCUGAAGUUAAGCACUGUCCCGAACACGGUCUGCCAAUCAGACGCUGUAGAUUAUAGACGUUGUACCACUGCCAACCAAUCAGACUGAAGGAGGCGGGACUUGUGCUCAGCCUGCUCCUGUGAGGUUGAUACUGCAGCUAUUGAAUCAGAGCAUCUAGGUUACACUUGCACCGACUGACAAGUAGUAACGAGUACAUGUAACGUAACCGACCAACGCUCGCGCUACUCUUGAUGUGAGAACCGCUCCUCAGCCGUUACUCCUCCAUGUUCCUCCGCACCGCCGGUGACUGGAUGAUCCCCGCCUACACACACUGCCCACUCGUUCAGGUGACAGCCUCAACACACCCUCCCCCUCAGAGAUGGAGCUGUCUGUGGAUGGCAGCAGACCUUGAGGACGGAAACAAGUGUCAGUACUGGUGUUUUACAAAGUAGUGAAGAUACAGAGCUCGUUAAUCUCUCGUAAAGUAGCCUACUUACCGCUCCGUGCCGAGGUCUGGUGGAAGUGCUCCAGCAACGGUCAUUUUAAGCCACGAAGCUUAACGGAGAGAGCAAGAAGAGACGACGGGCAGAGCUGACGUUACCGUUAGUCUGAAGAGUCAACCCACAGCCGGCUUUCUGCCUUUCUCCGGUAACAGUCUCAACACCUCCUGGAUGCAAUGACCGACUCGGUUGUGGACAGCAAGGCGGAGGUGAAACAAGCCACGAAAUAUGUCAAAGAGACGGAAAACGUCGCGGAGAAAUACUCCGCGAUGACUGUGAGCAAGAACAGCAGUGAUGUGAAUAUGAACGUUGGGGAAAUGCCUUCCGCAGCGUUCACCGCAGUCCCUACACUGAAAUCCGUCAAGAAGAUCCAGUUUGCGAACACUGAGGACAAACAAGAGUUCAGCAAGUACCCCACCAAGGCCGGCCGCCGCUCCCUGUCUCGGUCCAUCUCGCAGUCCUCUACAGACAGCUACAGCUCAGCUGCAUCCUACACCGACAGCUCUGAUGAUGAAACCUCCCCCAGGGACAAAGCCCAGGUCAACACUCACGGCAGCAGUGACUUCUGUGUGAAGAACAUCAAGCAGGCCGAAUUUGGCCGCCGUGAAAUCGAAAUUGCAGAACAAGACAUGUCUGCCCUGAUCUCCUUGAGGAAGAGAGCCCAGGGGGAGAAGCCGCUGGCUGGGGCCAAGAUAGUGGGCUGCACCCAUAUCACUGCUCAGACUGCAGUCCUGAUCGAGACUCUGGUAGCCCUCGGGGCGCAGUGUCGCUGGACUGCCUGCAACAUCUACUCCACUCAGAAUGAGGUGGCUGCUGCUCUCGCUGAAACAGGGGUACCUGUGUUUGCAUGGAAGGGUGAGUCAGAGGACGACUUCUGGUGGUGCAUCGAUCGCUGUGUCAACACGGAGGGCUGGCAGGCCAAUAUGAUCUUGGAUGAUGGUGGAGAUUUAACCCACUGGGUUUACAAGAAGUAUCCCAGUGUCUUCAAGAAGGUGCGGGGCAUUGUGGAGGAGAGUGUCACUGGAGUGCACAGAUUGUACCAGUUGUCUAAGGCCGGCAAGCUGUGUGUCCCUGCCAUGAAUGUGAACGACUCAGUCACCAAGCAGAAAUUUGACAACCUUUACUGCUGCCGUGAAUCUAUCCUGGAUGGCUUGAAGAGGACCACAGAUAUAAUGUUUGGAGGCAAACAAGUUGUCGUGUGUGGCUAUGGAGAGGUGGGGAAAGGCUGCUGCACCGCACUAAAGGCCCUUGGAGCUAUUGUGUGCAUCACAGAGAUUGACCCCAUCUGUGCUCUGCAGGCAUGCAUGGACGGCUUCCGAGUGGUCAAGCUGAGUGAGGUCAUCCGGCAGAUGGACGUGGUGAUAACUUGCACUGGCAACAAGAAUGUUGUCACCAGGGAACAGCUUGACCGAAUGAAGAAUGGCUGCAUCGUCUGCAAUAUGGGACACUCCAACACUGAGAUUGAUGUGGCGAGUCUGCGCAGCCCUGAGCUGACCUGGGAGAGGGUGCGCUCUCAGGUUGAUCACAUCAUCUGGCCCGAUGGAAAGAGGGUUGUUCUGCUUGCAGAGGGCCGCCUCUUAAACCUGAGCUGCUCCACAGUGCCUACGUUUGUGUUGUCCAUCACUGCUACAACUCAGGCUCUGGCCCUGAUCGAGUUGUUCAAUGCUCCAGAGGGACGUUACAAACAGGAUGUGUAUCUGCUGCCCAAGAAGAUGGAUGAAUAUGUGGCCAGUUUGCACCUACCAAAUUUUGAUGCCCAUCUGACAGAGCUUUCUGACGAACAGGCCAAGUACAUGGGCCUCAACAAGAACGGCCCCUUCAAACCUAAUUACUACAGGUAUUAAUGAGAGUGUCUGAUGCUGUGGUCCUCAGCACAGCUGUUCCUGGGAUAAACAGAGAUAUCUAUUUUAUUUUCUAAAUUGCUACAAAAUGGAGGAAUUAUUUUAAUUAUGCUGAAUGUAACUUAUUAUUGGCACUUCAGACAUAGUGUUAAAUAAGAAAAAUAAGACAUGUAGGAAACAUACGAUGUAUAACCAACUAACAUUUUACAUGUCUUGUCAUGUGUUUAAAUAAGAAGCCUGCCUGCAUGCUUUCAUGUGUAUGUACUUAUUUAGUUGCUGCGCUUCUGUUGCUAGAUCACAAAGCUGUUGAUUUGUUUGUUUACCCUAUUUACGCGCAGUGCCAAACGAUGGCCGUAAGAAUGGAACGGAUACCAUGUUUGUUUUGUCUGUCGAUGACAUUAUCAGUACAUUCCAUGAGCCAGGGUUUGGGCUGAGCCGAAACAAACCCUGCAUUACAAUGUACAUUAUUUUAGAUUAGAUUUUGUUUUACAUGCGCUAAAUAAUCUCAUUGACUGGUAUCUGCAUCCAUGCCCUAAAAGGUAUCAUCCAGUCAUCCUUUUUAUUCCAGCCAAGCACAGCGAUGAAAUAUAGUACGUGUUGUUUAUUUUAAGAAUUCAUAAUAGCCUGUGAAGUGCAUUUUAAAAUCCUGACUCUUGGUGUUGGCAUUCAGCAUUCACCCUAAGAUGAUCUGAGAACACCCAUGAGUUCUCCUGAAUAAAUUCAAACCAAAAGGACGUUUCAUGUGCUAAUAACAGAUAAAGAUGUUUAUGUUACGUUAAAAGUAACAGGCUUGAUGCAUUCCUACAAAGGAAAUACUGAAAAGGUUGAGGAGUAAAACAUUUUCAAAUUGACUCUGACUUCCCUCAUUUAAGUUUCCAUUCGCUCACUCGAGCUCCAGCUGAGGUCUGUCUCCCUGAUGAGCAGCGUGGUGUGUUACACAGUAUUUUGACUGGAUAAUACAUUUAAGGCCAUGGCAUGAAUGUGCCUUUUUAAUCAUUUACACAUAAAUAUCAGCACUGACCUUAAUUAAAUGAACAUUCCUUGUUUGUAAAACCACAUCUAUUAGUGGUGCAUUUAAUGUCUUCCUUUCACUGCUUCUGUAUUAACUGUAACCCUAAUGUAUGAGCUGUGUGUGUUGAGACAACAAUAUUAGACCUUUAUGUUUGCCAUAUGAUUGCCACUGUCUUAAUUUGAUCCAGCAGGGUCACCUAAAGUAAAAAUUCAUGUGAUCAAAAUGCAUAAGUGUAUAUUAUGUAUGUAAAAGAAUGCAUUAAAUCAGCAAUAAAGCAAAUUCUUUUAA